AUGUGUAAGCAUUGCUUAACAAUUCUUGAGCACCCUUAUACUAUCAAAAAAGAUAUUCAUAGGAAGGAGGGGCGUUAUGGUACAACUACUAUAAUAAGACACCUUAAGACCUCUACUUAUCAAAAGGCAUCAGCCCGAGCUAGCCCAAGCGAGCCAAAGAUACCCUCUACCGAUACUUUUCGUCGACAAUUAAGGAGCCAGGUGUACCGAGAGGUGCUUCUUGAUUUCAAACCUCUUUAUGGCGCUUAUACUAGCGCUAAUAUAAGUACCAUACUAUUACAGACCCUUGUUGAUCAUGAUAUCCAAGAUCGAAUUUUUGGAUUAACAGCAGACAAUACAUUAAACAACAGAACACUAGUUGAUUCUCUACAGCAGGCUUUGCCUCCUAAUGUUAAUAUCAUCCGGACCCCUUGUCUUGCACAUGUGAUCCAAUUAAGCUUGAAACAGCUUCUUGAUUGUCUUAAAGCUGCUCCACUUAAUGACACCACUAAGACUAAGUGGACUAAGAGUUAA
Penicillium soppii is the source of this 513-nucleotide messenger RNA. RefSeq lists its product as uncharacterized. The record is from RefSeq and is a predicted model, not a curated record. Lineage: Eukaryota; Fungi; Ascomycota; Eurotiomycetes; Eurotiales; Aspergillaceae. Bases 1 to 513 code for a protein of 170 amino acids. The transcript has 3 exons.